Chrysoperla carnea is the source of this 5819-nucleotide messenger RNA. RefSeq names its product phospholipid-transporting ATPase VB. NCBI's taxonomy places the organism in Eukaryota, Metazoa, Arthropoda, Insecta, Neuroptera, Chrysopidae. Gene Ontology annotation, cellular component: plasma membrane. The transcript is spliced from 12 exons. Gene Ontology annotation, biological process: phospholipid translocation. The record is from RefSeq and is a predicted model, not a curated record. Gene Ontology annotation, molecular function: magnesium ion binding; ATP binding; ATPase-coupled intramembrane lipid carrier activity. Bases 250 to 4551 code for a protein of 1433 amino acids.
GUUGCAUAUUAUGAGUUAGUAAGUGUGUAAGUAAGAGACGGGUUAUGUCAAAUCGUAUUGUUUUUGUUAAAACUAUAAAAUAAAUCUGUGUCAAGUUCUGAUUUCUAAUUGAUACAAUAAUUAAUAAUUAUUUGUUUGAUUGUGUAAUUUUAAAAAAAAAAUUUUUUAAAGUGUCCAAAAUAAUAACAAAAAUGUGUUUUGUGAACAUGUAAAUUUAUUUCAAUUAUAUCCAUUAAAAGAUGAGCCAGCAUGAUAAGUACUGCGGAAAAUCAGCAGCAAACAGCGAUAACGGAAAACAGUACACAAAAUCCAAGUGCAGACGUUCAACACUACUUAUAUAUGUUCCCAUUAGCAUCAGGCCAACCGUCUACAUCCGUUGUAGAUGGACAAAUACCACGAAGACAUAUUCGUAGCAUGAGCCAUGGCGGUGGUGUUCCAACAAUCACAAGCACCAAUAGCAGCAACGUCAGUGGCCAGACAAAUGUCGGAAGUGGUGGUAGUGUUAGUGGGCGACCCUCAGUUCUUAAAGGUGGACGGGGUCACCAACGUGCCCUAUCACAUGGACAAGUCGUCCAAGUACAAAUUGUUGAGAGUGGUAUAAAAUCCGGACAUAGCCGUGGUGGUUCCCGAACAAAUUUUGAAUUGCCACCAGGCCAUCGAGAUGUAGAAGAUUCAACAAAUAGUACCGCACGAAUAUCGUUAAGUAAAGGACAUUCGCGGCAAGCAUCGCGAUCGGAAUCUAUAUACACGUUACGUCGUUCCGAAGUGCCUACAAUAUGGCAUCGAUUUUUUUGUUUUUUAUUACGGAAAUCACCAAGUGCCGAUUGUGAUGAUCGUGGUUAUCGGACUGUUGUACCAAAUCAUAUAGUACCGCCAAAAACACCGCGUAAAGAGCAUCCAAAUGGUGCACGCGUUAAUAAUCGUAUACGAACAACUAAAUAUACGCUGUUAUCAUUUUUGCCACGUAAUUUGUUAGAACAAUUUCAUCGUGUUGCUAAUUUAUAUUUUAUAUUUAUUGUGUUGUUAAAUUGGUUCCCAGCAAUAAACGCUUUCGGUAAAGAAAUUGCUAUGAUACCAGUGAUGCUUGUUUUGGGUGUUACAGCUGUUAAAGAUUUGUUUGAGGAUCGUCGCCGACAUGCUAGUGAUAAAAGGAUUAAUAAUUCAACGUGUCGAAUUUAUAAAAGUGAGGAAGAACGAUAUAGAAAAGUAUUAUGGAAAGAUGUCCGUGUAGGCGAUUUAAUACACUUAUCAAAUAAUGAAAUAAUACCAGCCGAUAUACUACUAUUAAGGUCCAGCGAUCCAAAUGGUAUUUGUUAUUUAGAUACUAGUCAUCUUGAUGGAGAAGCAAAUCUUAAGUUACGACAAGUACCACGUGGAUUCGUUGAAAAGCAAGAUUUAUUUGAACCAAGUCGUUUUCGUAGUAUAAUCGAAGUUGAAUCACCAUCAACAAAAAUAUAUCGAUUUCAUGGUGCAAUCGUACAUCCAACAGGAAAACGUAUUGCUGUUGGUACUGAAAAUUUAUUGUUACGUGAAUGUGUCUUAAAAAAUACCGAUUUCAUAGAAGGUAUCAUUGUGUAUGCUGGUCAUGAAACAAAGGCAAUGUUAAAUAAUGGUGGACCACGCUACAAACGUUCAAAAUUAGAACGGCAAAUGAAUUUAGAUGUUAUAUGGUGUGUACUUAUUUUAAUUGUAUUAUGUCUUAUUGGUGCAAUUGGUUGUAAAUUGUGGUUAACACCGUUUAAACCACCUGUACCAUUUUUACCGAAUAUGGGAGAUCCUUUAUGGGAAGGCAUUUUUACAUUUUGGACUUUUAUUAUUAUAUUACAAAUUAUGAUUCCGCUAUCACUAUAUGUAACAUUAGAAUUUGCAAAAAUGUGGCAAGUAUAUCACAUCCAUAACGAUAAUGAAAUGAUUGAUUACAUCAACAACAAAAAAGUGGAAUGUCGUGCAUUAAACAUUACCGAAGAAUUAGGCCAAGUUCAAUACAUUUUCUCCGAUAAAACUGGUACAUUAACGGAAAAUAAAAUGAUUUUUAAAAAUUGUUGUAUAAAUGGUAUCGAUUAUCAUCAUAAAAUUGUUGAAAAUGUUCAAACGCGUAAUGGUAUUCCACCAAUAUUACCAAAUACAAACUUACAAAAUCAAUUACAACCAGAUUUAAGUACAAAUCAAUAUCAUUACGAGCGUAUUAAUGAAUUUUUAAUAUUAUUAGCAAUUUGUAACACGGUUGUUGUCUCCAAACAUCCUCAUUACGAUUUAAUGAAUGCUUCUGGUGUUAUUGAACCAAUACAUAAUGUAUUUUAUGAAGAAACAUCCACAGCGGCUGCACCGACGCCUCAGGUGUCAGUUAUCGUAAAUAAUAAGACAACAAAUCCGACAGCAACAACUACCUCAUCGAAAGAUCGUUAUGCAAGAUUAACCGAAAGUCGUUCAAUAACUCCGUCACCUCCAUUAUGUAAUAAUGAAGUUAUCACUUCGUCACCAGUUGUGCCUGAUACGAUACAAGAUGUAUCAACAUCAUCUCCAAAUGGUGGAAAUAAUAAAAAAACAAAAUUUUUAGCAAUACCAUCAAUGUUAUUAUCAAACUUCCGUCGAGAUGAUCGUAAAGAACUUAGUGGUUCACAAACACCAACACCCACUCAAACCGAGAGCAAACCAAUUUUUGAAGCUGAAAGUCCUGAUGAAUUAGCAUUAGUUGAUUCCGCAUACUUAUAUGAUUACAAGCUAAUAAAACGUACCCCACAAUUAGUCACUUUAGCAACACCCUCAAGUGGUAUGUUAAAUUUUGACAUACUUAAAAUUUUACCAUUCGAUUCCACACGUAAAAUGAUGUCAGUUAUUUUUCGACAUCCGGUAAAUGGUGUAAUUACGCUGUAUACAAAAGGUGCGGAUACGGCGAUAUUCUCGAAAUUAUCAACAGUUCAAAAUUCUCCAGAUGAUGAAGAAAUUUUAGUUAAAACACAACAACGCAUUAAUACGUAUGCGAAACAAGGUUUACGUGUAUUAUUGAUGGCAAAACGUAGUAUCAGCGAACAUGAGUACAUUAAAUGGAAUUCACAACAUAGUGAAUACGAAUUAUUGGAUGAUAUUAACAAAGAACGUAAAAUACAAGAGAGUUAUAGUAAAAUUGAAAAUAAUUUAAUAUUACUUGGGGCAACCGGUAUUGAAGAUCGUUUACAAGAAGGUGUAUCAGAUGUUUUAUCAUCUUUAACAGCUGCAGGUAUUGUUACAUGGGUUUUAACAGGUGAUAAACCUGAAACCGCUAUUAACAUUGCAUACUCAGCGAAAUUAUUUACACCAAACAUGGAUAUUUUAAAGUUAAUGACACGAUCAAAAGAUGCGGCUGAAAAUUCAAUACUAUUUUAUUUAAGUGAAAUUGAAAAGCUGUUAGAUGGUACGUCUGACACACAGAUACCGCAGAAUCAUCAUCGAAUAUCAGUGGCAACAGCAACUGUUACUCCUAAGAAAGCACAACGAGCUUUAGUGGUUGAUGGUAAAACAUUAACGUACAUAUUAGAUAAACGUUCGAAUUUAACCAAACCAUUUUUAAAAUUAUCCACGUAUUGUAAUUCGGUUUUGUGUUGUCGUUCAACGCCAUUACAGAAAGCGUAUAUUGUUAAAGUUGUUAAAGAGGAAUUAAAAAUGCGAACGUUAGCCAUUGGAGAUGGAGCCAAUGAUGUAUCAAUGAUACAGAAUGCGGACGUUGGUAUUGGUAUUUCUGGACAAGAGGGUAUGCAAGCAGUAAUGGCUGCUGAUUUUUCUAUGUCACGUUUUGUGUACUUAAAACGCUUUUUACUUGUACAUGGACAUUGGUCUUAUGAUCGUUUAGCAAGAAUGAUUUUAUAUUUUUUUUAUAAGAAUGCGGCAUUUGUGUUUUUAAUUUUUUGGUAUCAACUUUAUUGUGGAUUUUCUGGUACUGUUAUGAUAGAUCAAAUGUAUUUAAUGUUAUAUAAUCUGUUAUUUACUUCAUUACCCCCCUUAGCUAUUGGCGUUCAUGAUCGUAGUGCACCUGAAUAUUUAUUAAUGAUGGAACCAUAUUUAUAUAGAGAAGGACGGCUUGGAUUGGUUUAUAAGCCACACUCAUUUUGGAUAACAAUGGCUGAUGCAUUGUAUCAGAGUAUUGUUAUAUUUUUUAUAUCACAAGCGGCUUAUGCUGACACAGAUGUUGGCAUAUGGUCAUUUGGUACAACGAUUAGUACAUGUUGUAUGUACGUUAUGGUUUUACAUGCAGCAAUUGAAAUACAUUCAUGGACAAUAAUCCAUGUUGGUUCGAUUGUAGCAUCGAUUUUAUUAUUUUAUUUAUAUUCAUUGAUUUAUAAUUCAAUUCAAGAAGGAGUAUUUGGUUUACCAACGAUGUACUGGGUGAUACAAGAAAAUAUGAGCACUGGAAUAUACUGGCUUGUUAUUUUAUUAACAUGUGUCACUGCUCUAUUACCAAGAUUUUUAAUAAGAACACUACAAACAACGUAUUGUCCAACAGACAUCACUAGAUCUUUGUUAGAUCGACGGAAAUCAUUAAGUAGAGGACCAACUGUACCAGGAAUAAGAAUAUAAUGUAAAAAAGGAAUGUUUUAAUGUCUUUUUUAAAAUUAAAAUAAAAAGUAUUGUGGCCUUAAAUAAAAAAAUAUACCUACAAUCAAUCAAGUUGUGUAGUUAAAUAAAUUAAAAAAUAAUUAAUAAUAAUUUAUUUAUAUAAAUAAAGUAGAUAGAAAAUUGCAUUUUAUUAUUGGCUGUGAUGAAGAUGCGUAUGAACACAUGAAUAGAUUAAAUGGGACCAAAUAUAUUAAAAAAAUAAAAUUAAAAAAAACAACGAGAGAAGAAAUUGAGAGGACCUUAGUGAAAUACUUAUUUUGUUGUGCUUUAAAACAAGUGAAGCAUACAAGUUGCGUCAUACACGACAAUAAAAAUACAAACUUUUAGUGUGAAAUAUAUUUUUAAAACAAUUUACUUAAAAAAUCAACAAAUUCAUCGAAGAAGAUUCUCAAGUCACAAUUUUUUUUAUUGUAUAAAGCGUUACCAAUGUACCUCUCAACACACACUUACAUACACACAUAUAGGGGAAAUAUUCUUUGGGUUGGGUUUUAUUUGCAUGCUGUUGUUUUUGGAUUGUAUUUUUAAAUGUGCCAUUCUUUUUUUGAGAAUCAAAAAAUAUAGAAGCGAGAGAAUAAUUGAAUUAUUAUCACACAAAUUUCCACUUGUUUUUCUUGAGUAUAGAAUAAAAUAUUUUUAGUAGUUAAAUAUUGGUAUGUGAACGCUAUUUUAGCUCCACUUUUUAUGUUGCUACUUAUGCGAUUCACUUUUAAAAAAUAAACUUACAGUCCAAGAGCUGGGGACACAUUCAGAACACGGAUUUUAUCCAGCUAAUUGUAUAGCUUAAAAGAAUCGUCUAUGAUAGUUGUAUAGAGAUUUAUUAGUCUCGCUAGCAUUCAUAGAGAGAGCAGGUACCGCGCAAGGUAAAAGUAAGAUAAAAUAUAAGGGUUAAAAAUCUUAUUGACUCAGCAUGAAAAACGCAGCACAGUGGAGUAUUUAUAUCAAAUUUCUUGCCUUGGUUGAAAAUUGUUUUUUGGUGUAGUUAGAUAACCACUUCAUCACAAACAGUCCACUUGAGUUACCUCAACUUCGCCCUGCCUGUUUUUGUAAGCCGAAAUCUACUUGCUCUUGCGGAGAAAUAUUAUUAUUGUUACCCCUCUCGAUUUACUGUGUCAUUCAAUUUAUGUUUAUAUAAUUUUUUUAUUAUUGCCAAAUAAAACGUACUUUUGCAUCGAAAUAAACUUUUUAGUCAAUUUUGAGCAUACAAAUCCCUUCUUAUAUUUUGGCCAGAA